Messenger RNA from Mesoplodon densirostris (Blainville's beaked whale), 9223 nucleotides. It is a transcript of the gene RALGAPA2, whose product is annotated as Ral GTPase activating protein catalytic subunit alpha 2. The transcript has 40 exons. Gene Ontology annotation, molecular function: GTPase activator activity. Gene Ontology annotation, biological process: regulation of small GTPase mediated signal transduction; positive regulation of GTPase activity. The record is from RefSeq and is a predicted model, not a curated record. NCBI's taxonomy places the organism in Eukaryota, Metazoa, Chordata, Mammalia, Artiodactyla, Ziphiidae. Bases 120 to 5747 code for a protein of 1875 amino acids. Gene Ontology annotation, cellular component: cytoplasm; nucleus.
GCGGCGGCGGGCGGCGGCGGGCGGCUGGGUAGACACGCGCCGGCCUGACCCUAUGCGGUGACUCGCGCGGCGCAGGAGCCUCCUGCCCCGCCGGCGGGGCCCGGGCUCCCCGCGGCGGGAUGUUCUCCCGAAGGAGCCACGGGGAUGUGAAGAAGUCCACGCAGAAGGUGCUGGACCCCAAGAAGGACGUGCUGACCCGCCUGAAGCACCUGCGGGCGCUGCUGGAUAACGUGGAUGCAAGUGAUCUUAAGCAGUUUUUUGAGACCAACUAUUCUCAGAUAUAUUUCAUCUUCUAUGAAAAUUUUAUAACACUGGAAAAUAGUUUGAAAUUAAAAGGGAAUAAUAAGUCACAAAGGGAGGAGCUGGACUCCAUCCUCUUUCUUUUUGAAAAAAUACUGCAGUUUCUACCUGAACGAAUUUUCUUUCGAUGGCAUUACCAGAGUAUAGGCUCAACGUUAAAGAAGCUUCUACACACUGGAAAUUCUAUUAAGAUAAGAUGUGAAGGAAUCAGGCUGUUUCUCCUGUGGCUUCAAGCACUUCAGACAAACUGUGCAGAAGAGCAGGUGCUGAUCUUUGCUUGCCUGGUGCCCGGUUUCCCAGCCAUCAUGUCGUCCAGGGGGCCCUGUACACUGGAGACACUCAUCAAUCCUGGCCCCAGCGCAGCUGACGCAAAGAUAUAUCCAGAAGAAAUCACGCCACUCCUGCCAGCCAUAUCAGGGGAAAAGAUCACCGAGGACCAAACGUGCUUUUUUCUUCAAAUACUGUUGAAAUAUAUGGUUACUCAGGCCGCAAGCUUGGAGUGGAAGCACAAGGAGAAUCAAGAGACUGGUUUUAAAUUUCUUUUUACAUUGUUUAGAAAGUAUUACCUUCCUCAUUUGUUUCCAUCAUUUACCAAGUUAACAAACAUCUACAAGCCUGUGCUUGACAUCCCCCACUUGAGACCAAAGCCCAUGUAUAUUGCUACAACUCGAGACAGUGAGAACACUUACAGCACAAAAACCCCAUACAUGGCAGCUCGUGUUGUUUUUAUUAAGUGGAUCGUGACUUUCUUUUUGGAAAAAAAGUAUCUAACUGCAACACAAAACGCUAAGAAUGGAGUUGAUGUAUUGCCCAAAAUCACUCAGACCGUCGGGGGUGGAGGUGCGGUGCCGGAGCGGGCGCCAGAGCUGGAGGGCGGCGGGGCAGCCGAGCAGGACAGAAGCCACUUGGACAGCAGCACCCUGUCCGAGCGCCGGCUCAGCAGCUGCAGCAUCUGUGGCGUUGAGGAGGAGCACCGCGCCGUGUACGAGAUGGUCCAGCGCAUCCUCCUGUCUACGCGUGGCUACGUCAACUUUGUGAACGAAGUGUUCCGCCAGGCAUUUUUGCUGCCUUCCUGUGACAUAGCUGUAACCAGAAAAGUAGUUCAAGUGUACAGAAAGUGGAUCCUCCAGGACAAACCUGUGUUCAUGGAGGAACCAGACAUAAAAGAAGUUGCCCAAGAAGAUGCUGAGAAAUUAGGAUUUUCAGAGACUGAUAACAAGCAGACCUCAUCUGAAAGUUCUGGUCACAAGCGAUCUUCCAGUUGGGGACGAACUUAUUCCUUCACGAGUGCUGUGAGCAGAGGGUGUGUGACCGAAGAGGAGAAUAAAAACGUGAAGGCUGGGGCCCAGGCUAUGCUGCAGGUAUUUUUGACAAACGCUGCAAACGUCUUUUUGUUGGAACCGUGUGUGGAAGUUCCCAUGCUCUUGAAGGAGCAAGUUGAUGCAUGUAAAGCUGUUCUGAUUACUUUUAGGCGCAUGAUAAUGGAGCUUACAAUGAAUAAAAAGACAUGGGAACAGAUGUUGCAAAUACUACUCAGGAUAACAGAAGCUGUCAUGCAGAAGCCAAAGGAUAAACAAAUAAAGGACUUGUUUGCCCAGAGCUUGGCAGGGUUACUGUUUAGGACGCUCAUAGUGGCCUGGAUCCGCGCAAACCUCUGCGUGUACAUCUCUCGGGAGCUCUGGGACGACUUCCUCGGGGUGCUGUCCUCCCUCACAGACUGGGAGGAACUCAUCCACGAGUGGACCAGCAUCAUGGACUCCUUGACGGUGGUGCUUGCCAGGACUGUGUACGGAGUUGAGAUGACAAACCUACCUCUGGACAAAUUAAGUGAACAGAAGGAGAAGAAGCAGCGAGGCAAAGGCUGUGUUCCAGAUUCUCAGAAAGGAACCACCGUGGGGAGAUCGUUUUCUCUGAGCUGGCGGAGCCACCCCGAUGUGGCCGAGCCCAUGAGAUUCAGGAGUGCCACCACAUCCGGGGCGCCAGGAGUUGAGAAAGCGAGAAACAUCGUCCGCCAGAAAGCAACCGAAGUGGAAGAAUGCCUGCAGCCGGAAAAUGCAGCUGCAGCCGAAUCCGGCCCCCUGGCAGCAGCCGAGCAGCAGCCAAUGGUUCGGAGCAGCAGCAGCCCUGACGUCACGGAGCCACUGUGCUCAGAGGCCCCUCCGGGUCAAAAGGUAGAAAAUGCACAGAAUUUGAGUUCCUCAGAGCCCAGGUCUGUUCAGGAGAACAAAGGACAUGAGAAGAAAGAACAUGAAGGAAUAACAAUCUUAGUACGAAGAAGCAGCAGCCCCGCUGAAUUGGACUUGAAGGAUGAUUUGCAGCAGACGCAAGGGAGAUACAGGGGGAGACAGAAGAGUGACAGUGUCAGCAGUGACCCUGCUCUGGGCUGCAACACCGAGGCAGAGCCGUCCCUGAGCCCGUGGCAGAUGUGCGAGGAAGACCCGGAACUGAACACGCCCACGGAUGCUGUGACUGACUCCGAUGCCCGCCACUGGUUACAACUCAGUCCCACGGAUGCUUCCAACCUCACAGAUAGCAGCGAAUGCCUUGCUGAUGACUGUAGCAUAAUCGCUGGGGGGACCCUCACGGGUUGGCACGCAGACUCGGCCGCCGUGUUAUGGCGAAGAAUCUUGGGAAUCCUAGGAGACGUGAAUAAUAUCCAGUCACCCAAGAUCCAUGCCAGAGUGUUCGGCUAUCUCUAUGAACUCUGGUACAAGCUAGCGAAGAUACGGGAUAACCUAGCAAUAAGCCUGGAUAACCAGUCUUCUCCGUCUCCUCCUGCCUUGAUCCCACCCCUCAGAAUGUUUGCAUCAUGGCUAUUUAAGGCGACAACGCUGCCCGAUGCAUAUAAGGAAGGCAAACUCCAAGCCUACAAGCUGAUCUGCGCCAUGAUGACCCGACGCCAGGACGUGCUGCCCAACUCGGACUUCCUGGUGCAUUUUUACCUCGUCAUGCACCUGGGACUAACCUGCGAGGACCAGGAUAUCUUAAAUACCAUUGUAGGGCACUGCCCACCCCGCUUUUUCUCCCUGGGUUUGCCCGGCUUCUCCAUGCUGGUGGGGGACUUCAUCACGGCCGCUGCCAGGGUCCUCAGUGCAGACACGCUGGCGCCCCCUCGUUUGGAAGCCCUCACCAUUCUCGGGUCUCUGGUCUGCUUUCCCAACACCUACCGCGAGAUCCCUCUGUGGCAGCCGGUGCCCGAAGUUACUGAAGUCACCAGGGGAACAGAAGAUGUCAAGCACUACCUCAUAAGUACUUUACUGAAGAAUGCCACAGAGGAACCAAAUGAGUGUGCAAGGUGCAUUGCCAUUUGCUCCCUUGGGGUCUGGAUCUGUGAAGAGCUUGCACAGGGCACGAACCAUCCUCAGCUGAGAGAGGCCGUCAACGUGAUCGGCGUCACUUUGAAGUUUCCUAACAAAAUCGUGGCCCAGGUAGCUUGUGAUGUGCUUCAGUUGCUGGUUUCCUACUGGGAAAAGCUUCAGAUGUUUGAAACCUCUCUGCCUCGGAAAAUUGCAGAAAUCCUCGUGGCCACAAUUGCUUUUCUUUUACCAAGUGCAGAGUACUCCUCUGUGGAAACAGAUAAGAAGUUCCUCGUGUCCCUGCUGCUCUGCCUCCUGGACUGGUGCAUGGCGCUGCCGGCGGGCGCCCUCCUCCACCCCGUGUCCACGGCGGCCCUGGACGAGCAGCCCGCGGCCCGGACCCCCUUGCUGGAUUACAUCUACAGGGUUCUGCACUGCUGUGUUUGCGGCUCAAGCACGUACACCCAGCAGAGCCGCUACACCCUGACCCUGGCUGACCUGUCGUCCGCGGAUUACGACCCCUUCCUCCCACUGGCAAACGUGAAGAAUUCCGAGCCAGUCCAAUUUCAUUCAUCAGCAGAACUGGGCAACCUGCUUACUGUCGAAGAGGAGAGGAGGCGAAGGAGCAUAGAGCUGAUCCCGCUGACUGCGCGGAUGGUGAUGGCGCACCUGGUGAACCACCUGGGACACUUCCCCCUGCGCGGGGGCCCCGCCGUGCUGCACAGCUUGGUCAGUGAGCACCACGACAACACACACGCCGACGCUGCCGAGCUCUCCCCCGACGUGUUCAGGAGCCCGAACCUACAGUUGUUUGUGUUCAAUGACAGCACCCUCAUCUCCUACCUGCAGACACCCACGGCAGGUCCUCCCGGUGGGUCGCCAGAGGGCGCCCCCUCGGACGUGAGAGUGAUCGUGAGGGACAUCUCGGGGAAGUACUCCUGGGACGGGAAGGUGCUCUAUGGACCUCUGGAAGGCUGCUUAGCCCCAAAGGGUAGAAGUCCCUCGUUCCUGAUCUCGGGCUGGCAUCACCAAACACCUGGACCUCAGAGGGAUCUUUCUCAGACUGAGGAGGGGGAGGAUGUCCUCAACAAAUUACUUGAAAACAUUGGCCACACGAGUCCCGAAUGCCUUUUACCGUCACAGCUCCAUCUCAACGAGCCUUCCCCACCCCCGUGUGGAAUGAGCCGUGCCCAAGAGAAGGAAAUCACCGAGGUCCUCCUGCGCCAGAGCGCACAGGAAGACGAGUAUGUCCAGAGGUGCGACUUGGACGUGGCCAUGAAGGUUGCCAGCCAGGAGCCGCCAUCACCGGUGGAGCCCCGGGGAGCCUUUUACUUCUGCAGGUUGCUGCUCGAUGACUUGGGAAUGAAUUCUUGGGACAGAAGGAAGAAUUUCCAUCUGUUGAAGAAAAAUUCAAAAUUAUUGAGAGAGUUAAAAAAUCUGGACUCCCGACAGUGCCGUGAAACGCACAAAAUCGCGGUGUUUUACGUUGCUGACGGCCAAGAAGACAAGUGCUCGAUCCUUUCCAAUGAAAGAGGAAGCCGAGCGUACGAAGACUUUGUUGCUGGACUGGGAUGGGAGGUGGACCUCUCAACCCACUGCGGGUUCAUGGGCGGACUUCAACGCAACGGCAGCACGGGCCAGACUGCCCCCUACUACGCUACCUCGACCGUGGAAGUGAUUUUCCACGUUUCAACUCGGAUGCCAUCAGACUCAGAUGAUUCGCUCACCAAAAAGCUCCGUCACUUGGGGAAUGACGAGGUCCACAUCAUCUGGUCUGAACACUCCCGGGACUACCGCAGGGGGAUCAUCCCCACCGCCUUUGGAGACGUUUCAAUCAUCAUCUACCCCAUGAAGAAUCACAUGUUCUUUAUCGCGAUAACGAAGAAACCCGAGGUUCCGUUUUUUGGGCCCCUGUUUGACGGAGCAAUCGUGAGUGGGCAGCUCCUGCCAAGCCUUAUCUGUGCCACUUGCAUCAAUGCCAGCAGGGCCGUGAAGUGCCUCAUCCCCCUCUACCAGAGCUUCUACGAGGAGCGAGCCCUGUAUCUCGAAGCAGUAAUCCAGAACCAUCGCGAAGUCAUGACGUUUGAGGAUUUCACAGCCCAGGUCUUCUCCCCGUCUUCCAGCUACUCCGUCAGCGGAACUGAUACGUAAAGGCCUCAGCGCGGUAUUUGUACAAGAUUGGACGGUAAGACCCAGUGAAGUUCAAAAAGAUUCAUAGCUCCUUUUAUGCUGCAGGGAAGUCCAGAGCAAAGGCUGGAAAGAAAGACCUUGGUCUGUGGGUUCAUUCAGCAAACACCCCUGCACACACAGCUCCGGGCGGGGGUCCAGCCCUCUUCCAGGGGCCGUGGCACAUCCUCCCUCCAACCUGUGCCCACGUGGGCCUCCCUCUGCUUCCUUCCAGGGCCCUGGCCGCCAGGCUGAGCCUCCUGCACGGCGCCUCUCGGGGAGGGGGAGACGGUUGAGAGUCCCCCACUUCCCCACCCGAAUCCCCAAACCCAGACUCCGGGAACAUAGCUGCCCUGCUGGUGCCCUCAGCCGGUCUCCCCGUUCACCGUCUUCUGAGGUUGAAGAGGAAUCCCACCGAAAUGCUGUGAAUCGGACUUUCAAACUAGGCGGUGGCAUCUCAGGAACCUUGGGCUUCGAAAGAAGAAAAGAAAAGGUCGCCAACAACCAGAGACUGGCGCACUGUCACGCGGCGCCGGUGGGGCUGCCCUAGCAGAGGAAAAAGGAGAAGGUUCCGGGCUUUCCGGGAGGGCGGGGGGCAGGUGCCUCUGUCCCCCGGUCAUUUAUAAACCCAUCAUGUCUCACCGAGGGGCCGGCCAAAUGCCUCUCAGGUUGUUGGAGGAAUGUUCCCUGCCUUGAUUUUGCUCAUUCUUCUGUUAGGAUUUAUGGUUAGUCCAAAAUUUCAUCAUCAUAGAAAUUGGCUUUCCCUAGAGUCUCGAGCCCGGGAGAAGUUUUACCUGUGUUGCUGUGUGUAUUCCAUCUGGUUCCUGAUGCCCGCUUACUGGGGAGAGGUUGUCUGCCCCCGGCCCUGCUGGAGGCCCUCCAGGUGAUGACAGUGAAGCUUCUAUCACAGAGUGCUCACGUGAUUCUAGAAACACAGGGUCCUGUCCCUGCAAAGCUCCCGCUCAGGCACCUCCAAAGGCUUUGCCCUGUGGCGCCCUGCCGGCAGGGGCCUCACACCCUGCCGGUAGGGGCCUCACACACGUUUCCUGACACACAGAGCUUUAGGGUGACAGAUCCCGAGCAGAGGGUGUGUGAUCCCUACUUUGUACCCAUUUGCCUCCCCAAGGAAGGCCUGUUGCAUCUUUUUUUAAAAAAAAAAAAAAAGAAAGAAAGAAAGCCCCACCUUCCGUGUGUGCUUGCCGGGCGCUCUUGCUGGGGUCAUCGUGUUGGGUGCAGGCCCUCUGCUAGUCAUCCAGGCCCUCGGGCCAUCUGCGGAGUAAGCCCAGGGCUCAACAGGGGAGCCGCCAGCUAAGGGCUUGGAAAGGUCUCUGUGCACGUGCUUCCCCGCCCUCCCCUGCCCUCCGCCCCUCCACCCUUGCCCCCCCUGUGCACACCCCCAGCCUACCUUGGCCACCUUCCUGCUGAGCCCACUCUCCCGCAGAGCUGCCGUUUUCCCUGACCACCCAGGUCCAGGUGGCUGGGCUGGUACCGACGUUGGCAGGAGAGGUGGGCAGACCCAGGAGCCAGCCUUGGUGUGGGGACAGCGGAGAAAGACUUUCCUGGAAGGAGGGGACUUCUAAUUCUCGAGGGAGCUUGUUCAUCUGUUUUACAGAGGAUUGCAGGUGGACUUGAGGCCAGGCCCACAGAAAAGAGCAGCUCGAGCACUGCUGGGACCCGAGAGAACCAGCUUCAUCCCAAACAGAAGCCGCGCUCCGGGCUGGCCUGUCAACGGGGCCGAUUUGUUGCUUUAUUGGGGGCUUAGUGGCAACAUAAAGGGUGACUGGAAGUGACAGGCUUUUCUGCUGUGUUAGCAGCUGUCACGAUUCUUAUCUUCCCGGGCACCCCCUCCCCGACCGUAAGUGAUGUGGGCUGUUUGCUUGGUGCGCUUUGGCCCACGCAGCUCUGGAUUCAGCACUCUUGCCGCGGCUCCACGUGGCACCUCGUUCCUGCGGGUAGGGCAUCACAUGCUCCUGGGCUCCCAAGUGCCACGUAAGCUCUAGCUUCUGGGAGAAUGUGUCACCUUCAGGCUCUGGAAUACCCCUGUGGCAGAAUUCUUGGAUUUAGUCAGUGUCAGGAUUCAGAAUCGUAUUGAACCACCCACCCCCCCGCCCGACUCCUGCACCAUGAUUCCAUUUCAUCUCCAGGAACCAGUCCUGACCUGGAGUGGGAAAUCCGGUUGUAGGUAGAAAAUAGGUUGACCUUCCUAUAAUCCCUAAUGAUUUUUGGCAGCCCCGUGACCCUAGAAGACAGCCAGAAGGUUUAUGGCUCUUAGCAGUGACAGCUUUGGUUUGGAGAUGUGGAAAACCGGGAGACAGGAACUCUAGCGACCAGUUUUGCUUGCACCCAUAUGCACUUGAAUCGUUCUUGUUAUUUGGGGUGGAAAAUUGAAAUGAUCAAGUUUUUUUUUUUUUUUCACUUAGCAAAGCAAAUAUUGAGCUUCUGUAAUAAAUGCCUUUCAGCAAAAUUGCCGAGGAUCACUCAUCCGGUGGGGACCCCACCUGAGUCACAGUGCUGACUCGUCACAUCAGUAGGUCAGCCAUCUGUAAACAAAAGUGGCCCUAAGUGGCCCAAAAUAGAUAAGACUUGCUGGCUUCCAGGCAGGGCCAGGCCAGUCCCCUCACUUCUCUGCACGCUGAUUUCCAUCUGAAGCAAAGAUGUUGUUCUAUAGUCUCACUGAGUAGGUUUUUGUACUUAAAAAAAUAGUCAUUCCACAAAAUGAUGACAUUUUAAGUGGUAAAGCCUUAAGUAGAGAACAGUGAGGACUUGUAGCUCGGGUAAGCGACUGUCACAGCGUCUUCCUGCAGUUAAGGCUGCAGUUUCCAACGGCCACUGGGAAGGAGGGGGUUUCAGCCUUGACCCUGUGAGAGAGUCUGGCUUAUGGGACCUUAGCCUUACCAACAAGAUCAUGUGGAUCGGUAGACAAUGCAAAUCACAUCUUCCUGAACUUCCUCAGGUGUGACCACCCGUGCUUCAUUUACUGUCAUACCUGUAUCAUCUGGAGGUUUGAAGGAUGCUUUCCUGUUUACUGUGAUGUCGUAGAUGUCACUGUGCUACCUUCAUAGCUACUGAAGGGGAAUGUCCACAUCCGAAGGGAAAUUCAGCAGGAAACAGCCAUGUUUCAGUUGCGCUCAGUACCUGUGUAUGACAGACACAUUAAGUGAAUGUUUUCUUAUGUUUUCAGGUCUACAAUAUUUAGUACAUGUGAAUGAGGAUGAAAUUUGAUAAACGUGGUAAAUUAAGUUAUAGGCUGUCAUUUGAUUUCUAUCUUGCUGUCUCUUGUUAUUUAAUUUUCCUGAUGCUCCACAUCCGGGCUUAUACCUCCAUUGGUGUAGACUUUGCCUGUAACCCACUUGGCAGGCAUGGUGCCCCGUGGCAAGGGGUGCCCCUCGCCUGGAGAAGCACACGGCUCACCGAUGGCCACUACCUGACUCUCCAGUUUGCCCUUUAAUUCUGAUUUACUG